UAAAUUCACCAUUGUAACCAUUUUUUGCGUUACACCACUUGCUUUACAUUUUUUUGGCAUGAUUUUUAGUUUUCGCGACAUGAGCGAUGACACUAUGUUUUGAAAUGACUCAGUAGGUACGGUUGUACAGCCGUCGUUGAUCGUCUAUAUCAAUAACUUUAGAUAGUCUAUUUGCACUGAUGAUGUUGAAAAAACACAAUCCAUCUCUAAGAUCAUCGACGAUGAUGAUUUACAUCUUCGGCCGAGUUAACGGCCUAUCAUAUAGAAAAAAAGAAAAAAAUAGGUGAUGUCUAGUUCGACUUUUCUCUACACUACAAUAUAACAGACAUCUAGCAUCGUCUUCUUUUAUUAUCUUCUUCAUCCAUUUAAUCAUCGAUAUACCAAAAAUUCAUUGUUUUAACGUUAUAUUCACAUGUAGCGCAUGUGGUCAACGAAAGAACGAAAAAAAGAAUGAAAGUAGAAAAAUUCUUAUUUUAGAGGAAGAUGAGUCAUCCUUAGUGGAUAGCCGUUUAGAACAAUGAAUUUCUGCUGUAUCGAUAACUAAAUAGAUCAAGAAAAUGGAAUAAAAGAAGAUGCGAUAUACGCUAAGUGUCUAAUAUCUAUCAUCUAUCUUUCAUAGACUGCGUCUGUAUAUAUACACACUUCAUUUGUUUUUUCUGAUUUAUAACAACCAUCUGCACAAAAAAGUAUCAGUUAUAUUAUACUUUCUUUCAACGUACGUGGAAAUCAUCACCUGAAUUUUCAACAAUGUGGUCAAGAUAUUUGGUUCAUCUAGCAUUGUUUAGCUUACUAACGAUUGCUACACAAAACAGCGUGAGAAAUGUAAGUAGAAUUAUGAAAAAUGAUCUGAUUUAUUCGGCCAUGAAAAAUCUUAGUUAACAAGAUUUCUCCCAGCGAAAAAAUCCCUAUUUCAGUUACAAUAGAUGCACAACAAUUUGUUAUCAAUAUUAGAGAAACCAGUAUUCUGUCGUCAAAAAAUACUUAUUGUAGAUAGGCAGGCGACGAUUUCGCGUUAGAUAUUUCUCGCAAGUAUUUGCUGCUGAUUUGAAGUGUAUGAUUAAAACGAAUAGGAUUCUCAUCAGUUUGAAAAACAUACUAUUAGUCAAACUUAGAUCUUGAAUCAUUUUUUGAACCAGUGAUCAUUACGGUUUCACUGUUUUUUCACUAAUAGCAACUGUUAAUACUCAAAAACUACUCUGGCUAACUCUUUUGUUCUGUGUAUGAGGGAAAAAUAAAAGUUUUUUGCAAAAACUGAAAAAGCUUUUUUACAGCCAAAGAGGAAUUACAACUAAAAAAGUGUUUAUUUUGAUCCACGCCACAAACGUUUGUUCACUUGUCAGUCAGUGCCAUUUUUUAGUGAUAAUUUAUCAGUAGUGUGAAGUCUUUUCUUUUGUGUUUGUUUCCAUCUAUUUCUGUAUUUCUUUUUUGCGUAGAAACGUGGUCUUAUCAGUCAAUUGCUCAGUGAUAAAUUACUUACGAGCGUAUUAUCUGGUGGCGGUGGUAGCUCAUCUCCAGCUGAACAUUCCAAAGUGAAAGAAUUGUUGAAAAACCCACUUGUUGUUAGUGCACUAAGUUUAGCAGUUGGUGCACUUGUUCAAAAAUAUUUAUCAUCAAGAAACAAAGAUAAGACGGAUGUUUGUGAAAAUAAUUAUGUCAAAGCAGCGUCUAGAAGUGGUGAGAAACGUGACUCAUUCAUUUAUUUAAUUUUUGAUCUCCAUUUUGCUUUAAAUAUUCGAUAUUUAUAUUUAAUAAGAAAUUAA
Didymodactylos carnosus is the source of this 1760-nucleotide messenger RNA. The record is from the annotation of a GenBank genome assembly. Lineage: Eukaryota; Metazoa; Rotifera; Eurotatoria; Philodinida; Philodinidae.